Messenger RNA from Funneliformis geosporum, 286 nucleotides. The record is from the annotation of a GenBank genome assembly. NCBI's taxonomy places the organism in Eukaryota, Fungi, Glomeromycota, Glomeromycetes, Glomerales, Glomeraceae.
GGAGAUUGGAAUCGGGUUUUGCACAAAAUCAGCUAGCCUAAAUAAAAUGCCAGGUUGGGAAGAUAGCUCAUGUGGAUAUCAUGGUGAUGAUGGACAAAUAUUUUUUAACAGUAAAGGCAAACCGUUUGGACCAAAAUUUAUGACCGGUGAUACCAUCGGAUGUUGCUUAAACUUUAGAAAUAAUACGGUAUUUUAUACAAGAAACGGAGUGAAUCUAGGUAUUGCAUUUCGAGAUUUGAAAAAAGCUUUGUAUCCUUGUGUUGGAAUGAUGUCACCAGGUGGUUCU